GUGUCCACGCAAAGCUUCCGUAGUGCGAAUCACAUGAACGGUUUGUUGUGGUCGUGACUGAAAACAUUUUGAAACAUGUAGCUGAAAAAGUGCAGUAUUAACGUGACUUUUCUCAUUUCUGGCGAAAUUAAAUUAUCUGUCCAACAAACCGAAGCGUUAUCCGCCGAAGCUUCCUCACAGUGAAAACGGCGAGAGGCUGUUUCUGUGUGACGCUGGGGACUUUUCAGAUAGAGAAGCUGUAACGUUAGCUAGCUACUUUUUUGUGCUUUGAGUUUUGGGUUCGUGUUCAGAGAAGCGUCUGUAUAAACUGGCUUUACUCUGUUUGACCGGCUGACGUCAUGCUCCGGUGGAUUCUCGGUGGUCGGGAAGCUCAGAGCUCAGCGGAGUUGUCACACAGUUGCUGCCAUCUUCCAUUCCUUCACAUCCCAAUCCCAUGGUAGACUGGGAUUUGGUGACUGGAGACCAUUUGAGCACAGGAGCUCACUGUCAUGUAAAAGAGACCAUCUUAAUGUGAUCUGAGCUUUGUGACACGGUGUGUUCUCCUGAUGGAAGCAGUCAUCGGAAGAUGUAUACACUGGGGUCAUGAAAGGAUGGACAUGGUCAGCAACAAUACUCUGAAAAGCCCUGUGCUGUGCAUUGGAGAGGAACAGCCCAAAAACUGCUUCACUGAGCUGCAGGUGCUGAAAGGACAUUUUGACAUUGUUCGAUUUCUGGUGCAGAUUGAUGACUUCAGAUGUGCCUCAGCAGGGGAUGAUGGCCUUGUUUUGGUGUGGAAUGUUGAGACUGGGGAGAGGCUGCAGGAGCUGAGGGGCCAUUCUCAGCAGAUAACAGCCAUAACCACCAUCACCUGCAAAAAUGAAGUCACACUGAACACCUCGCUUAUCACUGCCUCCUCAGACCGAAGCCUCAGUCUGUGGGACCCUGAUACAGGCAACAGGGUCCAGACCAUUUCAGAUCUUCAUUCUUCUGUAAAGUGUUUGCUGGUGCUCGAGCGACUGUGUGUGUGGCUGUCUGGUGGGGAAGAACUAUGCGUGUGGAACAGAGACUUUCAGCUGCAGUGUCAGCGACCCAACCACAGUGAUACUGGAAUCACAGCUUUGAUUGAACUGCCGAAGAACUACAUAGCAGCUGCCAUGGAUAAAAAAAUAAUGAUCUACAGCUUGACAGUUUCUGCUGAUUCCUCUGUGUCAGUGGCUGAGAUCCGCUGCCUGUCCGACCACCAGGAUCAGAUCCGAGCUCUUAUCAACGUCAAUGACGGGUUCUUCGCCAGCGGGUCCCAUAUGGGCGAGUUGAUCUUAUGGAAUGCGACUGAGUGGAACCUCCUGGCCUAUGAACACAUUCUCUGGGAGGAGUCCCAAGCCUACAAUCAGACUGAAAUACGAAUGGGGGCUCCUAAACCCAGCGAGAUGUCCAUUCAGCACCUGACCACAAAUGGAAAUCUCAUCCUUGCAGCUGUGGGCAGCGGCCUCUACGUCUACAGUAUUCAGACCAGAAGCGUGGUGGCCUACAGGAAGGUUGCCCACGACUCUAAUGUGUUACACACCAUGCUGCUGUCUGACAGUGAGCUGAUGUCCUGCUCUGAAGAUGGCAGUGUGAGGAUGUGGGAGAUCCAAGACUUGCCUUUGCCAGCUGAACCAGCUUCUUCAGGGUUCUUUGGGAUGUGGAGUUUCGGCCGUUCAAACAAACAGUCUGGGCCUCCUUCAAAGAAGGUUAUAGACAUUCCCAACAUUAGGAUGCUGGAGUUGACGGGAGAUCUGAUUGGACACUCAGGAGCAGUCCAGAUGUUUGUAAGCUUCAAGGAGAAAGGUUUGGUUACAUGCUCGGCGGACCACCUGCUCAUUCUGUGGAAGAACGGAGAAAGACAGUCUCGUCUCCGCAGCCUGGCCCUUUUCCAGAAAUUGGAGGAGAGGGGAGGACUUUGAUCUUUAUGUCACUGGCUUUAAAAAAAGUUGGAAAGUUGAUGCUUAAUGGUGUUCACAAAUGAUUUGGAUGUUAGUGUAAUGGUUGGUGUUUACAUUUAUUCACUUUGCCUUUGGACUGAAGAUGUGUAUUACCUUAAAUUCUACAAACUGUCUGUAAAUACCUCAUCUUCCAAACGUAACAGUACUUUUGUUUCCACACUGGAGUGUUUGAGCACUGUGAUGCUGACAUAAGUCAUUUUGUACCAAACACAGUCUGUUAUGGUUUUACAUUAGUACAGUCCAAUUCAAUUCCUGUCCAGGCUUUGCUGUAGAUCUACAUUUGUGCCUCUUCAUGUUGUGUAAGUCUGCUUCCAUGUGCCAAGAAGCACUGUUGUGAUCAUCUAGUAGUGCUUUGGGAGGAAGGUUCAGCAGCUUAUACAUGUAAUCAUUUGCACUGUUGUUGCUGUUUUUGUGUGUUUGUUUGGUUUUUUAAUGUAGUUUGACAAUAUGCUUCUUUGUGUUUUUGAGAGUUAUGAGAAUGACUGUGCUUUAGCAGUGGCAUCAUUCAAUAAUGCUUGUAUUUUUCAAAAAUAUUUUCCACACUAUACAUUAUCACUUUUUAAUUAUUGCCAUGAUUAUUCCAGUGUGUCUGGAAAGUAUUUGCAGAACUGGUUCCACAUGUUUUUCCUGUUACAGCCUUAUUCCAGAAUGGAUUAAAUUAAUUUUUACUUCAAAAUUCCACACAUAAUACCCCAUAAUGAGUGAAAAGUUGAAAUUCUUGUGAAUCUAUGGAAACUAAAAAAUGAAAAUAUAAGAUUUACAUAAGUAUUUAUGGCCUUUGCCAUGAUACUUAAAACCACGUUCAGGUGUAUCGUGUUUCCACGAUAUCUGUCAUCUGUCUGAUGUUUCUCUAACGUAAUUUGAAGUCCACCUGUGGUAAAUUCAGCUGAUUGGACAUAGCUGACAGUGCAUGUCACAGCACAAACCAAGCCAUGAAGUCCAAGGAAUUGUCUGUAGACCUCUGAAACUGGUAUCGAUGAACAGACUGGGGGAAAAAGAAACAUUUCUGCAGCAUUAAAGGUCACAGUGAGCUCAGUGGCCUCCAUCAACCAUGAGCGGAAGAUAUUUGGAACCACCAGAGCUAUUCCAAGAGUUGGCUGGCUGGCCAGUCUCAGCAAUAGUCAGGGAGUUGACCAACGACCCAAUGGUCACUGACAGGACUCCAGCGUUGCUCUAUGGAGAGAGGAGAACUUUCCAGAAGGACAAGCAUUUCUGCUGCACUCUACCCAUCAGGCCUGUAUGAUAGAGUGACCAGAUGGAAGUGACUGCUUAGUAAAAGGCACAUGAUAGUUCAGCUGGAGUUUGCCAAAAGGUACCUGAAGUGCUCUCAGAUGGGAGUCCUUCCUUUUUAUCAGAUGAGUACCAAAAUUCUCCGGUCUGAUGAAACAAAGAUCACAGUCUUUGGCCUGAAUGCCAAGCGUCAUGUCGGGAGCAUCAUGUCUUAGUUGCCCAACCAGAGUCCAGACCGGAACCCAAACAUCUCUGGAUGGAUCUGAAAAUAUCUGUGCACCAACACUCCCAUCCAACAUGAUGGAGCAUGAUGGUGCUGCAAAGAAGAAAAAAGAAUGACAGAAACUUCCCCCAAAAAGGUGUGCCAAACCUGUAGGGUCACACUCAGAAAUACUUGUGGGUGUAAUUCUGUCAAAGGCGCUUCAACAAAGAACUGAGCAAAGGCUGUGAA
Oreochromis niloticus (Nile tilapia) is the source of this 3642-nucleotide messenger RNA. It is a transcript of the gene wdr41, whose product is annotated as WD repeat domain 41. Gene Ontology annotation, biological process: regulation of autophagy. The transcript is spliced from 14 exons. Gene Ontology annotation, cellular component: lysosomal membrane. NCBI's taxonomy places the organism in Eukaryota, Metazoa, Chordata, Actinopteri, Cichliformes, Cichlidae. Gene Ontology annotation, molecular function: protein binding. The coding region runs from base 546 to 1922 and encodes 458 amino acids. The record is from RefSeq and is a predicted model, not a curated record.